Vitis riparia (riverbank grape) is the source of this 1393-nucleotide messenger RNA. RefSeq names its product L10-interacting MYB domain-containing protein-like. The record is from RefSeq and is a predicted model, not a curated record. The transcript is spliced from 4 exons. Bases 349 to 1251 code for a protein of 300 amino acids. NCBI's taxonomy places the organism in Eukaryota, Viridiplantae, Streptophyta, Magnoliopsida, Vitales, Vitaceae.
CUCUUCUCCUCUCACUCAAGGACAAGUAUCAAGAACACAACAGAAUCCGCUAUCUCUUCCUACACAAAAUCGCUCCAAUACACCAACGUCUGUUGGUUCUAGAUGAGAAGAUGUGAGGAUUCUAUUCCUGCUCUUUCAGAAUCAUCCAGCCUUUGUUCCUCUAGUGGAGGUGACAUCAGUUAUGGUUCUAGAAAAUUGGGACCUGCAUUUGAUGGAUUGUUUGAAAUUGGUCAGAAUUGAGGACAUCAGCAUAUGGGCAAUGAUAUAAUUGUUCACAAUUUAUGGUGAGCUUUAGAGUAUGACUGGAUCAUCUCUCUGUGCGCUGCCUAAGCUCUACUUGUUAAAUUGAUGGCCACACAGUUACCCUCAUCCCAAGACAAUAACAACCAAGCAGCUAAAUGGGAUGCAACUCGCGAUGCUUAUCUUGUUGAGCAACUACUCUAUCAUCAAAGUAUUGGAAGACGACCUCAAUCUGUCUGGUCAAAGGAGGCUUGGAGGGAAACUCGUGCUGCCUUUAAUCUUAAAUUCAGCACAUCAUAUAAUGUAAAGGUGUUUAAAAACCGCCUAACAAAACUGAAGGAUCAACACAACACCAUAAGGGAGCUUAUUGGUGUGAAUGGUUUUGGUUGGGAUGAUCAUUAUCACAUGGUCACUGCUGAAAACACAGUGUGGGACGAAUAUAUACUGAAAUAUCCCAAAGCAAAACAUUUCCGUGGAAAAACUUUUCCAUUAUACAAUCGUCUUUGUAUAAUGUUCGAAGGCAUGUCAAGUGAAGGCAGAGAUGCACAAUCCAUUGGACGCCCAAAAGUGAUUGAUGAAACAGAAAAUGCACAAAGUCAACGUUGCGUUGCUGACGUUGCCUACAUGGACAAUGAUACAGUCCCAAGUAGUGAUGAUGAAACUUCAUCAGAGCAGCCAAUUCAAAAUAGGACCAGGAUGUCACCAGUAUCAAGUACUCGUCGGGUAAGAAGAAGAUGUGAAAGUGUUGGAGAAAAAUUAAUAAGCUUAUUGACAGAUUUGUUAGCUGGGCAUGCUGGAAAAUUUCAUGCCAGCCAACCAUUGCAAACAUCAGCUACAAGUGGGGAAUACUCUUACAGUGAAUGCCUGCAAGAGUUGAAAAGGAUUGAAGGCUUAGCUAUGAGUGAAAUUGUAAAGGGGGCUCAUGUAUUAAAGGAUGAACAAAACAGGAUAGCUUUCAUGACUUUUGAAGGACCAGCUCGUGUAGCUUUCUUGCAAUCUUGUUUUAAGUGAGUUUUGAGUUCUCUGUAUUUUUGUAGGAAUGAUAAACUGUUCUUUCAUUCUGUGGCUCAGUUUCACAAUCUGUUGUUGUGAUGAAUGAUUCCUAUUCUGGACUAAUAAACACAUUUUUUUCAGUGAAAAUAGUUAUGAUUAU